Molecule: messenger RNA, 8290 nt
Organism: Paramuricea clavata
Lineage: Eukaryota; Metazoa; Cnidaria; Anthozoa; Malacalcyonacea; Plexauridae
Source: the annotation of a GenBank genome assembly
AUGUCGGAAAUUUUGAAAGAAUACAAAAAGCGAGAGGUAGAUUAUAAGUUAAAAGUGGGUUCUGAAGCCCCUCUUUCUUAUGUUAAUCGACAGCUUCAGCUUCAUCUACAUGAUGAAAUUCUGUUUACCGUGGAUAUUCCAUGGCCAAUACUACAACUGUGGUGAGAUGUUCUUGAAGGAGUAUCCAGUGAAGAUGCAAAUUUUAUUGAUCUGCUGAAUUCAACUGUGGUUGAUGGAUGGUUUGUUUUAAAACGUGAUUGCAAACGUCAAUAAUCAUUGCUUAAUAAAAAAGCAAGUGAUGUGAAAAUUAGCUACAGGAAAACGAGUGGAAGGAAAAGGCAAGAGUUGGAUGAUAAAGUAUACCGCCUGUCUGUGAGAAGGGGCGAGAUCGAUUCAACAGAAAUAGAUAAAUCUGAGAUCAAAAAGUGCCGCGAUGAAGCUAAAAUAUUCAAAAGAAAAUGUGGUGAUUUAGAAAAUGAAAUAAAAAUUCUUUCUGAAGAGAUGGUGAAUGAGACAAAAAGGCUUGAAGAGGAAAUUGUGGAUUUAAAAAAAGUAAACAAAGAGUUAGCAGACUAUGUGGAAAUACUGGAAAAAGAUCUAUCCCUAAACUGCCAGGGUAAAACAAUGACUGACGUGGGAAAUAAACAAAAGGGAAGAAAACUCUCAAACUUCUCAAAAACCGAGCUCAAUGUGCCUUGUGGUUUUGUCGAAGCUAUGGUUUGGAAUUGUCGCAUAUAAAGCUACAAGAUACAGAAGGUAGCAAUUACAAUUUGGAUUUCCAAAAUGAUACCACCCCCUCAGAUUUGAAAGAGAGUGACAAGGAAAAUUUAGAGAAAAUUUUAUUUUUGCUAGACAAAUUCUGUGUUGGUGAUGAGGUAUACCAUGAAUUGUCGAUUCUAUCAGAUGAUUUACCAAAAUCAUACCUGAUUAAACAAUUGCGAUCUGAUUUGAACAAAACCUACCAUAUCGAAAGAACUGCUGGGAAGUGUCCUGGGGCAAACCUAAAUUUUCCCUCUACACUGUCAGUUCAUGUUGAGGAGUUAUUACUUCAUAAGCCAGAGCUUAAAAAUGAUGUGGUUAAAGUGAAAGUGAGUGGAGAUGGAGCUCAAAUGUCUCGCUCGACCAACUUCAUGAUGAUGUCAUUUGCCUUACUACAAGGCAAUGAAAAGGUCAUGUCCUCCAAGAGCAACCGAACUGUUGCUAUUAUCAACGGUCCUGAAGAUUAUGAAACCUUAAAAGGGUCAUUGCCCCUUUUAUUUAAAGAAAUCAAUGAACUCAUCAGGACAGGGUCCAUUCUAAUUAACAAUGAACAUGUGAAAUUGGAAUUUUUCUUGGGAGGGGAUUUGACAUUUUUGUUGAUGAUGUUGGGACUAUCUUCAGCAACAGCCGACUAUGCUUGCUUGUGGUGCAAAGUCCACAAGGAUAACAGGUGGGACACAAGUAAAGGUAUGGACUUCUACAACCAGGAACCUAACCGAAGAACUUUGAAGGAUAUUCUAAAAUGCUUAGAGUCAGAAGAUUGUUUUAGUUGCAAAAAACGUAGAUCAUGUAGUACCAGAUGAACUACAUCUAUUAUUAAGAGUGACAGACAGGCUACUUCAAAAUGUAAUUGAUGAGGUGAGGGAAAGGGAUUCCAUUGAUAGUUGGAACAAAUCGAAGGGACAACCCAAGGACAAACAUUUGAACAACCUUGUUAAAGGGAUUAAUGAUUGUGGCAUCCCAUUCAGGGGCGGAUCUAGGAUUUUUCGUACCUCAGUCAAAAAAAGUUUGGCGGACGGGGCAUUACCGGCGCUGGGCGUGGUCGACUCCAGCCGGGGGGGGCACCAAAUAAUUUUUAUGCUGAUAGUCCGCCACUGGAUUUUUAGAAUUUUCCGUACGUAAAAUGCGAUUUGGUCCCCCCCCCCCACCUAUUAACCUAAAUCCUAAUUGACCAAAUUAUAAAACAUAUUUAGAUUAAAUUGAUAAACUCAAACGAACAUUUGAUUCUUAUCCACGGUAAGAAAAACUACAAAUGCACAAAGAUAUAUUGAUGCUAUUUCAAUACAAAAUUUUAUAGAUAUGUUGCAAUUAUUUAAUACUUUAAAACUCAGCAGCAAUUUAACAUGUUUGCCUGAGGAUUAAUGAAUCGUCGUCAUAUUGGUACUAUAUAUAUAAUUGUAAAACUUCUAAAAUCAUAUGGCAGCAAAUGUAUUAAGGAAAUACACAGAACUAUACAAAUAACUGCCAGUAGCCUGAGCUCUAAAAAACAACCAGAUAUUCAUUAACUAAAUUAAAGAUGUUAAGUCAAAUAUUAAUAAACUCUUACUAUUAAUAAAGUCUCACUGUGGUCUAUAUAUUGAACACAAAAUAUACUAUUAAUAAACGAGUAACAUCAGAAUGGCUACCAGCCAAUGAGCUUUUCAAGCUACCUUAUUAAUUAUUUCACAUCAUCAUGUUACACCAGACCAAUGCGGUCUAACAAGUCAUGUCGAUACGCUAUGGAUAAACAAUACUCUUAAGGCGUACAUGUUAUGUGAUUAAUGCAUAAAUAUAAAGAAAUUUUAAAUAAAACUUCACUAACAUGAGAAUCAACAAAUGCUUACAAUGUGGACAUGGAAUAUUAUAAACAUAUUUUAGCUUUAUUCUCGCGAGAAUUAUGCUAAUAGAGCAAUACAGUAUAGCGAAUAUAUUAAAAUAUCAUAUGUCAGACAAUCAUUAACAACACCGAUGGCUCGAUACUCCGGUUUAAUAUAAACUAUAAAACCAUAAAUUUAUCUACCUUAUUGCAGUGUAAGCUUUGUGUUUCUCUAGCAGUAGCUCUCUGCGCCAAAAUUUCUAGCGAGGCUUCUGCUUGUGCUGUUGAUGGCGCCGCUCAGUAGCUUCUCAACAAAAUCCGUCCGUGAGGCAUCGAUAUUCUUUUCAAGCUCCGUAUACAAACGUUGUAGAGAAUGUAGAGAAUCCAAUUCGUUUGCCGCAAUCGCAAACUGCAUGAACAUUGUUGAAAAUGUUCCCAGAUAUCGCUGGUAGAAAUCGCUCGUAAAAAUAGUAAAAUUCCUCAGAUAGACGUUCGAAAUAGUAAACACAGGUAAACACUAUACACUAUCACUAAUGCCGUGUUGACGAAUACCUCACGCUGCGAAUCCGUCGAAAAUAUAAGCCAAUGACAGUGCAGAAUUUUUUAAAUGGUUCAAUCAGAAGGCUCAUACAGAGCCCCUGAACCUGCGAAUCCGUCAGGCCUCCCCACAGAUCCGUCGCAAAUGGCCGUAACCAUGGAAAUGAACGUGUCAGCCAAUCAGAUAGCCGGAUUUAACCCCCGAAUCCGUCAACUUUCAUGCGUAAGACCGCUGUUCGUGACUGACUAACAUUACUUUGCCGAAGUUCUGCCGCAGCAUGAAAUGUAUAACUGGACUACCGGUACGAUUCAAAAUUUUAGUAACUCGAUCUACUGGUCACUAUAUAGAUAGCUGGAGUUGAAUUUUUUUAAGUAGGCAAUUUUUACUUCAGUCGCGCGACUGAUUUGACGACCCCUAGAUCCGCCUCUGUUCGCGUAUAGAAAACAUCACGGAUGUGAUACAGCUAUUCUAUCCUUGACAGAAGAAUGGAAGAAGGAACUCGACAAUCAUAAGGUGAUUGGUCUUGUGGCGAUGGAUCUUUCAAAAGCUUUUGACACACUGCCACACGACUUAACUGUCCAGAAGUUGAAACAAUACGGCACUGACCAAAAGACAACAACGCUAAUCGCGGACUAUCUCUCUAACCGACGUCAAAGAGUGAACUCGGAAGUAACUACUCUUCAUGCGAGAACAUUUCUGAUGCAGGAAUACCUCAAGGCUCCAUCCUUGGCCCACUGCCCUCCAAUAUUUUUAUGAAUGACCUUGCAUAUUUUAUCAAACACAGCGAACUAUCAGCCUAUGCGGACGACACACAGAUGUCCUAUGCAGAUAAAGACCCUGCAAAAGUGGAAGAAGUCAUUAACUCUGAUUUAGCCAAAGUCGACCAGUAGUAUAAAGAAAAUAUAAUGCAAAGAAAUCUCUCCAAGUAUCAAGCAAUCGUAAUGGGAAAACCAAAAGCCAAUCUUGAAUUCCGCUGUGAAAACACAACCAUUCCCAACUGCGAGGAAAUGGAACUUCUUGGGGCACUAUGGAUAACAAGCUGAAAUUUGAAAAACAUGUAGCAAAAAUAUGCCGGAAAGUGUCUCAACAAACUGCAGUUUUAAAGCGUAUGAGAAAUAUGCCCCCUUCGAAAUAAGAUCCAACAUUUAUACGUACUUUAUCGCACCGCAUUUCAGGUACUGUUCUGAAACCUGGCAUUUUUGUAACAAGAUCACAGCUGAUAAGUUGGAGAAAGUGAACGAACGUGCGAUCCGCUUUGUUUUCAAGGACAGGUACGCACCCUACGAAGAACUUCUCACAAAAUUGGGACUCUCAACUUUGAGGCACGAACGAAUUAAAAAAAUUAUUUGUAAUGUGUAUAGAUCAUUAAAUCACAGCAACUAUCCACCGAGCUUAAAGAAUUACUAAAUCUAUGGCAAAGCAAAUAUUCACUGAGAGGAAAACAUAUUCUUCAAAUUCCAAAGGUGAAUACCACAACUUGUGGGCUGAAAUCCUGGCGAUACCAGGCAGCAAAACUAUGGAAUUCGCUUCCUGACACUGCUGGAAUUAAAUAGUAUUAGUUUAAACGACAUUAGAAUCUUAGACAAUCUACAGUAACUUAAACGCAUUUUCACUUAGAUCAAAUUAAUGUAAUAACUACAAAUCUAAUUUAGUCUUCUUUUUACUAUAGUCUUAUAAAUCAAUUAAUAUUUUCCUUAAUUUUUAAAAAUAUAUGUUUUUUCUUAAAAAUGCAUGGAAAAACAUUUGAAAGAUUAAUAGUUUUAACUAUACAACAAUCAGUUGCCGAAAUAUAUUUUUAGGUGUGCUAUUUUGCAUUUUGUCGGCUAUGAUUGAAUUCGAAUGUAAAAUUUCAUGUAUGUUUUUUAAUCUAUGUUUUGAGAAGUUAAUGAUACCCUAAAGCAUCGUUUACUUUAACUACGUUUUAAUUUCAGUUAAGGCUAACCACUUUUUUUUAUACAACCGACUUAACUAUACGUGAUUAAAGUUAGCCUUAAACCUUAUUUAAACCAAUCAAACAUGAAAAUAUUUUCGGAUAAUAAUCAAGUUUUAGACGUGUUUGACCGGAGAGGGACUUCACGUGACUGCAGUUCUUUACUAUAUAUGCUGACCUUUCAUCAAAAGCAUAGUUCAAACCUGUUGCAUGUGAUAACUGAUAAACUAACAUGCAUUGAGUAUUAAUUGAAACUUUCUUUUUGUUGCGCACAUGUUUCUGAUAUAUAAUCAGACUUUUUAUGAGAAAAUUUGAACUAUUGAUAAAAAAAUAACGUGCUGUGUGUUUUUAUAUCCUCUGUAGAGAGGAUGAGAUAGACUUUUGUGUAACUUUGUCUUGUAAUUUGUUUAUAUGGCUUACUAAACUGCUUCAAACUUAAUUGCUUGAAGUGCAUAAUAUAUGUUUUUUCUUUAUUUUAAGCACCUUAUAAAGGACCUGUUAUCACAUAUAUUAUUGCUGAAAGCUCAACGUCGCUCAGAAUUAACUGGAAGGAAUUAAGUGAUGAUGAUGCCAAUGGUGUAAUAACUGAAUAUCGUGUUUGCUACAAGCCCGUAGAGUCUUCUGAAGAUAUCUGCAAGUUUGCAGCUCGGGAAACCAUGAGUAUUGUUCGUCGUUUUACCCUAUCUAACUUGAAGAAAUACACGAGCUAUAUAGUCGCAGUCCAAGCUGCCACUAAGAUUGGAUUGGGACCGGUUGGAGCAAAUAGGACAUGGCAAACAGAGGAAGAUAGUAAGUAUUAUAUAUUGUUCAAUUUCCUGCUUCAUAUAUAGGUGUACAAUAUUUUAGUUUUAUAACAGUUUGUUACAACAGGGUACUGAACAAUUGUCUUAUUGGCAGACAAGUCAAACAUUGCAUUGUUUCACUAUAGUGGCGCGAUUUGCCGAGCAUUAUGAAAUUGACCGCCAGGUUCAAAGGCUUAUUGUCGGGUUUUAAUAACGAAAUAAAUAAUAAAAAAAAAAAUAAAAAGAUAAAAAUUUAAGUUAUUAAAAUUUAAAAUUUUCUUUUCAGAUAAAUGAAUAAACAAAUCUUGGUUAGCUCCUUUUCGACCGGCCCUGUGAAAACUAUUGCAGAUCUGCAAUAGUAUUUUGGAGGUUCAUAUCUUCGGUUCAGUACAUGCUACGUAGAUGAAAAUACCACCAUUCAAUUCAGCGAAAUAAUAUUUCCUGAUUCAUCAUGAUAGUUUUAGUCAAAGACAAACAUUAUAGCGAUUUAUGACCUUUGAAGGGUCGAGAGGUAUCAUAUUUCAACAAAUUACAUAUUUGUUGUAAAAAUGUAAACAAUGUAGCACUAAAACCAUGCCUUUCGCUGGACACAACUUUGGCCCUUCGAACAUGUAUUUUUUGUUGUAGUCUUGUUCGAUUCACAAUCAAAAACACUAUUUACAGUGUUAUUUUGAGGCUUGUAGCCUCAGUUCUUCGUCUUUUAUUUCGAUAUUUCAAUCUGUUGCGAUAUUAGCGAACUCAGCGGGAUAUUUUUUGAUCGGAAAUGCGAUUUAAAUUCGCCAAAACAUCGAUUGUAAAGGUCAAAUUACAUCUGCAGCAUGAUUUGCACGUGCAUCGGGCUACGGGUACUUCUUAUUCGCCAAUUUUAGCGUGUGGGAGGCGCGUGCGAGAAAAACCAAGAAAAACCCGAUAUUUUUAAAAACUCAAAAUAAACAUUUCUACUGGCUGUAUUCAAGUGAAAUUCUGGAUAUAAAAGCGCUUGAAUACAGCACAUAUUUCACUCAUAUUGAUUUGAGCCGAACUCUGAAGAAUUCACAAGUUAUUUACGCUAUUGUGGAAACGAAAUUCCGAAAUUUUGGCCAAGCGGUGAGUAAAUAUAUGAUUGUUUCGGUUUGUGUAAUGCUUUGACGGCAUUCAACCCCCCGUUGAAAAGGUUAUUUUAUUAGGAUUUCAAUGGUAUUCUUUGUUUUAAAGGGGGGUGAAUACGCGCUGAGAUAUUUACGUUAUAAACAAUUGAGUUGUAAAAUCGUCAAAAUGUCGCUUAGAAUCGAAGCCAAAAAUACCGAAUUUGCACUGAAAAAAUUGAAAGCGCCAUUAUACGCGAAAUUUUCUACGAACAAUGUUUUAGUACGUCGACAGAUUAAACGCUAGACUUUCUUAAAGUUCUUUCCAGUUCUUUUUUCGCGAUUCGUAAAUCGACUUGUAGUCAAGUCUAAUCAAACGCCAUCACAGCAAUCUUGGUAUCAUUAUAAUCUUCUAAAUAACCACUAUUGACCCCCAGUGGUAGUUAUUUGCACACAUAUAACCUGUGGGUUCCCGCAAUGGUCUUAAUGUAACCAUAGUGGUGCACAUUUCGAAAAAUAAUUUUGAGUGUCACCAAACUUCAAAAAAUGCGCGAGGCAUUGAGAAAAAUUAUGACACUCGCGUGCUGGUCGAAUUCGCUACAUUUUAUGCCAAACGUCAUUAAUUGAAAUUUUCGUUGUUUGCGCUCAUGAUUUUGAUAUGGUUUGGAGAAACCCCCUUCCGAAAUUGGAAUAGUUUUAUAGGAAAAUUAUAACUAUUGAUAAAAAUUAAUGGUUAACUACAUGUAACUCUGUCUUGUAAUUUGAAUUAUUUUAUUUCCUACUACACUGGAUUCCAGACACACAGAGCCUUCAGUAUUAAAUAAUAAAUUGAAACGUCGCGAAGGCUCUGGUUCUACGGGAGGAUUCUUUGCCAAUCACAAGACAGUAUUAGUGGUUUUAGUACAGAACCUGUACUGAAACCACUAAUUCUGUUUUGUGAUUGGCGCCGUUAAAUCAAAGAAUUCUCCCGUUGGACCAGAUCCUUCGCGACGUUUCAAUUUAUUAUUUAAUACUGAAGGCUCUGAAAUCCAGGGUAAUCACCUACUAAACUUUUUUAAAUAACUUCAUUGCUUGAGGUGAUUGUCACGGGACUGAUGCAUAAUGUAUAAUGUUUUUCUUUAUUUCAAGUACCUGCUAAAGGGCCUGUUAUCACAAGUAUUUUUGCUGAAAGCUCAACGUCGUUCAGAAUUUCCUGGAAGGGAUUGAGUGAUGGUAAUGCAAAUGGUGCAAUAAUAGGAUAUCGUGUUUGCUACAAACUUGUAGAAACUUCUGUGAAUAUCUGCAAUUCCGUUGGUAAUGUUCUUCAUACAACGUUGUUUAACUUGGAGAAGUACACGAGCUAUGCAGUUGCAGUCCAAGCUGCCACUAAGAUUGGUUUCGGGCCGCUUGGAGCAAAAGUAACCAAGCGAACAAAGGAAGAUA